GCUACGGAGGCCGGAACGGGAGGAGGCGGACUACCGCUUCCGGGAGACGGGUAAGAUCCGGGGGCCCCCUUUGCCUUCCUCCCAUCCCCGGCCGUUUCUUCUCGGAGAAACCAUGAGCAAGCGGAAUCAGGUGUCGUAUGUGCGUCCGCCGGAGCCCGCGUUCCUGACCCGCUUCAAGCAGAAGGUCGGCUAUAAGGAAGGGCCCACCGUAGAAACCAAGAGAAUUCAGCCUGAAAUUCCCGAGGGAGAUAGUGACAGGAGUGACAAUGAAGAUGAGCAGCCACAAGUUGUUGUACUGAAAAAAGGAGAUUUAUCAGCAGAAGAAGUAAUGAAAAUUAAGCAGCAGAUAAAGUCUUCCAAAUCAGAUGAUGAACCAGCUCCAGCUGAUGGAAAAAUUAUGUUCAGAAAACCAGCCAAGCGAUCCUCUGAUGAGAAGUAUUUGGGUUUAGCAGCAAACUCCAGAAAGAAGAAAAAAGAUGAAGAAAAGAAAAAGGAGGACUUGGUUCCAAAAAAUGUUCAGAAACAAAUAAAAAAUAGUAGUCUGCUUUCUUUUGAUGACGCAGAGGAAGAAGAUGAAUAAUUGUACAUAUUCUGAACUUUUGUAUUCUCUCCUUUGCGGGUGUUUGGAGGUGUUCCGUAAACAUUUUCUUUUGGAUUUUUUCACUUUUUUAAAGAGUGGCAAAUGUUGGUAAUGUGGAAUAUGUUGAACUCUGAUGUAAUUGAAAUAUUGCAGCAAAAAUAAUAGAGAUUGCUUAAGAUGCUAGAUCACAAAUACAUGGCAUAGGUACACCUGACAACUCCUCCCCCUUCCUUUGUAAUAUUUGCAAACAUAAUACCCAUGAUCCUUUAAGUUAAAGACAGGAAGUCUGUGUAUUCAUUUAAAACUAUUUAUUAGAGCUAGAUCUUAUGUAAUUUGCUCAAUGACCUCAUGGAAGUUGUCCUGCUUUCCCCAUCUAAAAGGACAUGAUUCACUUAAUUACCUUGUAUUAUCAUAUAUAUCACAUUAAUGCAAAAUACUUUUUUUUUUUACUUUAGUGCCUGCAACUUCCCUCAAACAUUAAAACAUCUUUUAGCUUACUUGA
Dromiciops gliroides (monito del monte) is the source of this 1082-nucleotide messenger RNA. Its product is annotated as KIAA1143 ortholog. The record is from RefSeq and is a predicted model, not a curated record. The coding region runs from base 113 to 580 and encodes 155 amino acids. Lineage: Eukaryota; Metazoa; Chordata; Mammalia; Microbiotheria; Microbiotheriidae. The transcript has 3 exons.